GGCUUCGCCCUAUCGAUGACGGGCUUUCGAUCGAGUCCGACGACCGAGGCAACUUCCAAGCCGAGGCAUGUUGGAGGCCAUUUAGUCUGUCGCGAAACCCCGCGUUUGUUUAAUUUCCAAUAGCCGAAUCCGACAAUGAUAAUUUCUCACGAUAGAUUGAACAGACUGUUGUUGCAGUCGCGUGCCUUCACUGUGUCUGGUCGCUGGGGCCGGGUUUAAUUGAAGUCGGAAAAAGCAACGUCAUUGACGCGCCCGUUUCGAGCUUGGGUCCUACGACUUCCCUUCCCAGCCAAGCAACAAUCUCCGCCUUGACGCAACAUCGAAGAACCCUCAACCGACGCUACGGGCUGCCAAGGCGUCCUACUGCCUAUAUUCUGACCCUAACGAUAUCGUACCCGUGACUCCCUAAAGAAAAGCGCGCAAGCAACCCUACCGAUGGUCGCGCAGGCACCGCCGCCGAAUGCGGCGUCGAAGCUCUCGGCCUACCUCUCGCGACUCAACCCGGUCCCCGGCUUCCCCGAGUACACAGGCCCGCACAAGGUCGGAACCAUCGACGUGGAGAUCCCCGUCUCCGAACUGCCCUCGCCGUGUCCCGUCUCCGACGCCGCCGCAGGGAUCCCCACCGUCCUGAUCCGCGUCUACUACCCGGCGACGCCCGACGCCAGGGGCAAGCGGAUAACAUGGCUCCCCGCGCCCCAGCGGCAGCACCUAUCGGGGUAUGGGCAGUUCCUCGGCAUCGGACCGACCGUCUCGAGCCUCGUCUCCUUCCUGCCCCGGCACCUGUACCACACCUCGAUCCCCGUGCUCGAGAAUGCGCCGCUGCUCGACCCGCCGGCCGACGCGCACGCCGGCCGCUGGCCGACCAUGGUCUUCUCGCACGGCCUGGGCGGCAGCAGGAACGCGUACUCGCACCUCGCCGGCUCCCUGGCCAGCCACGGCGUGGUGGUCUUUUGCCCCGAGCACCGCGACGGCAGCGCCGUCUCGACAAUGAUACCCAGCCCCGCCGGCAGCACGCCGCGCUCCGUCGAGGUCGCCUACCGUCCGAUUGCGCACACGACGGAGCCGGCGACGUGGGAGGCCCGUGACGGCCAGCUGCGCGUCCGCACGUGGGAGUUGGGCUUGGUGCUGGAGGUCGUCUUUGCCCUCGACGACGGAUCCGCAAAGUCCCUCACGAACCUCAAGUCUGGCACGCCGGCCCACUCGCUCCCACAGUUUGCUGGCAGGCUUCACAUACAGGACCCGGGGAGCAUAAUCUGGGGAGGGCACAGCUUCGGUGCCGCCACCAUAGUGCAGUUACUCAAGUCGACGUACUACGCCGACAGGCCCGAGGCCAAGACCAAGAAGUCGAUAUUCGAGCCCUCGGCCGACUGUCGGCUGCGGGGCCAGGUCACGGAGCGGUCGGUCGUGGUGUUGCUGGACAUGUGGUGCUUCCCGCUCGUGUCGCCCGACCAGUCGGCCCUGUUCCGGCUGCCGCUCCCCUGCUACGCCGACACGGCCGCGGCGCCCGGCGGCGCGGCGCUGCUGGCCGUCGAGUCGGACGCCUUCUUCAAGUGGAUCGAGCACCUGCACACAAAGGCGCUCGCGCUCUCGCCGGUCCCGACGGCCCGCGAGGUGUCGGCGGCCGCCUUUGAGCGGCCCGCCACGGGCCGCCGCCUGCCCGAGCCGCACUUCUUCCGCGUCCGCGAGAGCGCCCACCUGAACCAGUCCGACUUCGGCAUCCUCUUCCCCUGGCUGACCCGCCACGUCUUCGGCGCCCGCGAGCCCGAGCGCGUCCUCCGCCUCAACGUCCGCGCCGUGCUGCAGGCGCUGCGGGCCAACGGGUUCCGCGUCGCGCGCACGUGCGCCGCCGACCUCGUCGACGGGGACGGCAAGGGCGAUGGUGAUGGCGGCGGGGACAAGCUCGCCGCCACCGCCAACCUGGACGACGACCCGGCCAUCCUCGACCGCAGCGUCGCACAGGCCGGCGCCAUCGACGCCUGGAGCUGGGUCGACGUCGUCGGCCUCGGUCCCGAGAGCAGCCUGGCGGAGCGGCGGGCGGCGGGCGGGGACGACGCCGACGCCGACGCGGGGUCGGCGACGGACGUGGAGAACGACGGGCGCGAGGUCGACAUGCAGGGCGAGAUAGAACCUCACCUUGCGCAGAAGCCCGCCGUGGCUGGGGUUGCGGCUGCGAGGUGAUACCUGCUUACGUGUUCUUUCACCUCAUUUCUGCUUUUCAUCAUCCUUGUUUACGCGCUCACAUGCCUUGUUAUUGCGACUUUGGAGCCGGGUUCUGUUGCACGGCGGCCAUUCUACUUUCUCUUGUUUCCAUAACGUCUAGGAUUAGCGAUACCUAUAGAUGGAUAGAAUUAGACAUUAGGCCAUCAAAUACACAUCCACACACCUUUCUUCGGGCGGAGCCAGACUCCUGGGGGAGGGUGCGCCAGUCACAGCUCG
Messenger RNA from Gaeumannomyces tritici R3-111a-1, 2436 nucleotides. RefSeq names its product platelet-activating factor acetylhydrolase. The coding region runs from base 436 to 2178 and encodes 580 amino acids. The record is from RefSeq and is a predicted model, not a curated record. Gene Ontology annotation, molecular function: 1-alkyl-2-acetylglycerophosphocholine esterase activity. The transcript has a single exon. Lineage: Eukaryota; Fungi; Ascomycota; Sordariomycetes; Magnaporthales; Magnaporthaceae.